Messenger RNA from Dibothriocephalus latus, 228 nucleotides. Lineage: Eukaryota; Metazoa; Platyhelminthes; Cestoda; Diphyllobothriidea; Diphyllobothriidae. The record is from the annotation of a GenBank genome assembly.
AUGAGUGGUCUCAUUCAUCCCACCUUCAGUGUUUCUACGCCAAUGCACGAUGCUGUGCAUCACAUACGGACUACUUGCCCUCGGCGUCUCACGCCUGCACUACUAACUGUAGCCAAGGCCGAGUUCGAUCAUGUGCUCCAGAUGGGCAUCGUUCGUCAAUCUGAAAGCCCGUGGGCUCCCCUUUUUCAGAUGGGCUCUAAAGCUGACUCUGGUUACUGGCGUCCCUGA